Molecule: messenger RNA, 2081 nt
Organism: Spodoptera exigua (beet armyworm)
Lineage: Eukaryota; Metazoa; Arthropoda; Insecta; Lepidoptera; Noctuidae
Source: the annotation of a GenBank genome assembly
CUUAAGACCACAUACUUAGGCUGUAUCUGUGCGAUAAUAGAAAAAAAUAAUUACAAAUUGUCCGGCGUGAGCGCAGAUAUCGAAUAUUUAAAUUGUUGAUAAUUUUACAGGUGAGCGCCAGUCGACCUGGGUGUAUGUCACGAUGAAGUCGUUGCAUGUGGCUCUCAUUGUUGUGAUCUCUAUCGCCUUAUUGGGUGCCAUUGGAGGUCUUAUAGCUUGGGGAGUGAUAGCUACUCAAAAAUGUUCAUCGGACAGUUCUCCUCAGUUGAGGAACAUGGAGUGGUGGGAGCACUGCACCUUGUACCAGAUCUAUCCAAGGUCUUUCAAGGACAGUGAUGCAGAUGGCAUUGGAGAUUUGGAAGGUAUAAUGCAAGAACUGGAACACUUCAGAGAUGCUGGAGUGGACGCUAUUUGGAUGUCUCCCAUCUUCAAGUCUCCUAUGGUAGACUUCGGAUAUGACAUCAGCAACUUCUAUGAAAUCCACGAGGAGUAUGGAACCAUGGAACAGUUUGACCAGCUACUUAAGAGGGCUCAUGAGCUUGGAAUAAAAUUGCUAUUGGACUUCGUGCCGAACCACGCCAGCAAUGAAUCCAAAUACUUCAUUGAGUCCGAAGCGCGAAAUCCAAAAUACGAGGACUUCUUCAUCUGGGAUGACGGCAUUGUGAACCCUGAUGAUCCAAAUGGCAGACCACUCCCCCCUUCAAAUUGGGUGAGUCAAUUCGGCGGAUCAGCGUGGGAAUGGAGCACCAAGAGACAGCAGUACUACCUUCAUCAGUUCGCGGUUGAGCAAGCAGACUUCAACUUCCGAAACCCCGAAGUGAAACAAGAAAUGUUUAGCAUUAUGAAGUUCUGGCUGGACAAAGGCGUCGAUGGCUUCAGAGUUGACGCGCUGCCAUAUCUUAUCGAAGCAGAUCCAGCCGACCAUGGUGGAAAAUACCCUGAUGAUCCACUAAGUGGAUUGGCUGAGUUCGAAUCCCAUCAGCUUGGGUACACAAUUCCGCUAUACACCAAAGACUUAAUCGAAUUGUAUGACGUCGUGUAUGAAUGGAGAGAGUUUAUCGAUGAAUACAAUAAGCAGCACGGAGGAGACACCAGGGUUCUAUUCUCGGAAGGAUAUGCAAACAUAACAAUGACCAUGUUGUACUACGGGAAUGAGAAAGGAAAGAUAGGUGCUCACUUCCCGUUCAAUUUCGACUUCAUCACCGACGUUUCUGCCAAGUCUAAUGCGAGAGACUUUGUCUACACUAUACUGAAAUGGCUCACUUACAUGCCCCAUGGAGCAGUAGCUAACUGGCAGUUUGGCAACCACGACAACAACAGAAUGCCAACGCGGUUCCGCCACGACAUGGUGGACGGUCUUAACUCUCUGAACAUGAUGCUACCUGGCACCUCAGUCACCUACCAGGGUGAAGAGAUCGGCAUGAGAGACGGCUACGUCUCCUGGGAAGACACAGUGGAUGUGGAGGCAUGUAACCGAGGGGACCCUGACACCUACCACCUGUACUCCCGCGACCCUGCCAGAACCCCAUACCAUUGGAACGAUUCUCCAAAUGCUGGUUUCUCCACCAACUCCUCAACGUGGCUUCCAAUUGCUGAGGAUUAUACAGAAAUUAAUCUGGCCAAACAGAAGGCAGAUGCGAGGAGUCAUUACAAGGUGUACCAAGCGUUGACAAACUUAAGAAAGGAGAAGACUCUUUCCCACGGCGAGUACGAUAUCAGGGCGCUGUCAGACAGCUCGUUCUACCUGGUCCGGUACCUGAGGACAUACGACACGCUGGUGUUGCUGUUCAAUGUGGGCACCGCUGCCGACACCCUUGUGUUGGACAGGGUCCCGUACCUCAGGAGACCAGCUACCGUGUACAUCUCUAGCAUACAUUCCACCAGGGUCGCUGGAACUGUCAUUGAUGAAAACGAGCUGGUCCUGGCUGCUGGAGAAGCUUUGAUACUGAGGUCACCAUCUGCUUAAGUUAUUUGUAUGAUGUAAUAAUAUAUUGUUAAGCAUACUGAUGUACAUAAAGACUAUUUUUGUUUAUAAGUGUUACAUGUAAAUUAAGUUAUUUAAAUAUAUUAAUUUGAAUCAA